Oncorhynchus nerka (sockeye salmon) is the source of this 605-nucleotide messenger RNA. Its product is annotated as alpha-2-macroglobulin. The coding region runs from base 27 to 605 and encodes 192 amino acids. The record is from RefSeq and is a predicted model, not a curated record. The transcript is spliced from 4 exons. NCBI's taxonomy places the organism in Eukaryota, Metazoa, Chordata, Actinopteri, Salmoniformes, Salmonidae.
GUGUGUACGGUCUCUCUAGGGUUUACAUGGUAGCCAUUCCUGCAGUGAUCCAGGCAGGCUCAGAGGCCAAGCUUUGUGCCAGUCUUCUGCAGCCCAACGAGACCCUGGUCAUGACCAUAUCUCUGAUUGUUGAUGAGCAGAGCAAAAUUCUUCUCCAAGAGAGUUCUGACCAAGAGUUUCACCGCUGCUUCCAGUUUCAGGCCCCUCAGGUGGAGAGUGACGAAGUGCAAAACUUUAAGGUGGAGGUUCGAGGUGAAACAUUUCUAUCGACAGAGAGAAAGGUCAUGAUCAAACCCUACAGUCCGAUGACAUUCAUCCAAACGGAUAAACCAAUCUACAACCCAGGACAAACAGUGCAGUUUAGAGUGAUCACCUUGGAUUCCAGUUUUAGCCCUGUCAAUCAGCUGGCCUUCAGUGCGCCUCGCCUGUUUAGCGCAGCCAGAGCCUUCCUCCUCUACAGCGCUGCCGGAGCCUCCCGCCAGUUCAGCGCAGCCGGAGACUGUCUCCUCUCCUGCGCUGCCGGAGUCUCCCGCCUGUUCAGCGCUUCUAGAGCUUUCCUCCUCUGCAACGCUGCAGGAGCCUCCUGCCUGUUCGGAGCAGCCUGA